UCGGUUUAGAUGGUCUCCCCAGAUGUGCUACAGGGGUGCAGUUGUGCUGAUGUCAAUUUCUAGCGCACACCUGCCCCUAAUCUCCCACCAUCUGUGAUAUUCAGGAUUCUUGGUUGGGAUCUAAGUCCUGGCUCGUUGGCUGGGGAGCCGGCAGUGCUGGAACUGAGCUGUUUGCUCGCUGCUUUCAAAGACAAACAGGAAAAAGACCUGCCAGUUGCUUUCACUUUCCAGAUUAUUCACCCUGCUCGGCGUCGGUGGGAGAGAGGCCAGGAGAGCGAUGGGAAACCGAACACAGAUGAUUCUGUGAGCUCUUUGCAGAGUUGGGGCACCUGGGGCUCCCGGGAGGGAAGCCGGAGAUGAGAGAUCGGAACCGGCCCGGCGUUACGCCUGAGCGCUACCGGGGUGAGCCCGAGGGGAAUCGCACCCUGCGCCUCCAUUCCUGACGUUCAGCAGAUCCCCUCGGGCAGGAACCAGCCCUUCAGAGACCGUCCUGCCUUCACCAUGACGAGAGUCAGUCUUGUUUGCUCACUUCACUCGAUUGUGCUGUGGACGCUCUGCUGGGUUUCUGGAGAGGAGACAGCCAUCACAGCUCAGUAUGGGAAAAACGUCACCCUGACCUGCAUCUUCCCAUCCAAAUUUAAGAUAAGCUUCCAUCGACUGAGCAUCACCUGGACAAAGGAAGGAGCCCAGGGCCAGGGUCUCCUGGUUCACAGAUUCCAUCUGAAGAUGAACUGGCUGGAGGGACAGGAAGAGGCUUACAGGGGCCGAACACAGCUAUAUCCACAAGAAUUCCCCCAGGGAAACGCAUCCCUGAGACUCAGCGACGUUCGCCUCCAGGAUGAGGGAUCCUACCUCUGCAACGUCACCUGUGAGCUGGGAAGCUGGUCCCAGAAGAUUUCACUUAUAGUGCUAAGUGACAGUGAAAUGGAAAGGCCCAUCAACGUUAGGCCAGGGGAGGACGUCAUCCUGAAUUGCUCCUUCCAAUCCAAGUUAAACCACCAGCCACUGAACAUCACUUGGAAGAAGGAAGAAAAGGAGGGACCAGAUCUCCUGGUUCACAGCUAUUUUUCUCAGCUGGACCAGCUGGAAACACAGGAUGAGGCUUACCGGGGCCGGACCCAGCUGUAUCCAGAGAGAUUCCACGAGGGAAACGCAUCCCUGAGACUUAAGAACGUCCGGCUGGAGGAUGAUGGGGUCUACACCUGCCACGUCAAGCCCCAUCUGGGCAGGUUUUCCGUGCGGAUGAGAGUGUCCGUGGAGAAGGAUGCUGAGCUUGUCCAGAGCCCAUCAACACUGUGCAAUCUGUGGUGGAUUGAUCUGGUCGGGUUACUGGGGAUAUUAGCAUUUGCUCUCCUUCGAAUGUAUUAUCCUUCCCUGCGGAAACUGCGGCUGAACAAAAAGUCGCCUCGAAGUGAGUCCCGGCAGACUGUGUCCGAUGAUAAAGAAGACGAAGAGGAGAACAAACAUCUGCUCCGGGCAUCCCCGUCAACCUCCAUGGGGCUAGGAGUGGCCAAUCCCACCCACAGUCCACCUGCGCAUUCCUCUCCGGGGCAGACUGCCAAAGACAUGAGAGAACCAAGGGCUGCUCCUGGAGUUCAAAUAGUACCUACAUGGAUUUCUAUAAUGCAGCGGUGGGCUUUGGAAUACACCAGGUUAAAUAUUGCCAUUAUGGGAGAGCGAGGCUGUGGGAAAUCGUCCUUCAUUAACGCCAUGCGGGGACUAUGUGAUGAAGAUGAAGGUGCUGCCCCAGUCGGGGAGGAAGAAACGAUGAUGGAGCCAACAGCUUAUCAGCAUCCCAAACACCCGAGCAUGACUUUCUGGAGACUGACAAUAAGUGGGACAGAAGAUUUUCAGCCAGAGGCAUAUCUCCAGCAGCUGAAAUUUGUCCGCUACGACUUCUUCAUCAUCAUGGGUUUAGAGGGAUUCACACCUAUGUAUGCUAAGCUGGCCUGGGAGAUCCGGAAGGCAGGGAAGAUGUAUUCCUUUGUGCGCUCCAAGGUGGAUGCAGAUUUGGAUGCUGAAAGACAUAGCCGGCCCACCGCCUGUAAUGAGGAGGAAAUACUGCAUAACAUCCGUAACCACUGCAUCAGAUGCCUGGAAGAGGGAGGGAUGAUCAAUCCUGAGGUUUUCCUCCUCUCUGCAUUUGAGUUAGACAAGUACGAUUUUCCCCUCUUGCGAGAGAAAAUGGAGAAAGCACUCCCGGGUGACAAGAACAGGGCUUUGAUACUGGCCCUGCCCAACACCUCUCCGCAAACCUUGCAGAAGAAAAAGGAAGCCCUGCAGAAGCAGAUCUGGAAAAUAGCUCUUUUCUCUUCUCUUAUCGCGGUUAUUCACAUACCCAGUGUCUCCACCAUUCUUGACGUAACCAUCCUGAUGAUAUGCAUGAGAUAUUAUUGCCAGGUCUUUGGCCUGGAUGAUGUCUCCUUCACGGCUCUCACGAGGCAGUGUGGCAAACCAGAGGAAGAGCUGAAGGCCAUUAUGGAACCCCCGCUGGCCGUUAUGAAGCCCCGGCUGGCCAAGGAAAUUACCAUUAACAUGGUCUUGCAGCUCUUGUCCUCGGUUGGGUGCGGCAUAUUGAUAGCAGCUGAUUUGUCUCUGUGGCUUUUAGGGGUGCUAGGAUUCAUGCUGUCUGGAGGAGCUGCAGGCGCAGGACUCUUGGUGGCUGGUGGAAUUUCAUUCGCUACCACGUAUGUCCUGCUGAAAAGCUUCCUCAACGCUGCUGCUGAAGGUGCCGAAAGAAUCCUACAGGAGCUAAGUCCACAUGACAACAGGGAAAGCUAACGAGACGACGCAAACGAGGAAGGAUUUCCAGGACUGGCAUCUAAAUGCUCAGGGCACACGCUUCACGAGCACCAUGUGCUUAUUCUGCUGUUCUUGUCCCUGUUCUGGUCCUUCCUUUUGAAGCUCCCCUGGUGUAAUCCUCCAGCGCGUAACUCCACCAGCUUCCACUUGACACUGGGACUGGGCUGAGGUCGUCGCACCAGAGGGUCUUAGAUUGGAAGAACCAGCAUCAUAAACCUGGGUCAACAGAUGCCUAGUGAAAUGAUUGAAUGUAGAUGUGUGGCGCAGAGCCUGAGUUCCUUCGUGCAUUCCCAGCCCAGGCACCUGGCCUGUUCUACUUCCCUUCUCAUGGUUCUUUCUUUCUUAUAUUGUUUCUUUUCCCGUUAUCUAUUUAUGUUACAGCAACACUUACUAGAGACCCAGGCUGGGAUCAGGGCCCCGUUGUGCCAGGUGCUGCCCAGACCCAGCGAGAGACAGUCCCUGCCAUGGCUGAGAUCGGGACCCAGGCAUUCCGGGCGCUGGCCAGACACAGCCAGAGACGGUCCCUGCCCCUAAGACUUUACAAACAGACAAAAGGUGGGAGGGGAAAUGGAGGCACAGAGCGAGACCCCAAGCAGACCAGAAACACACCCUGCGUCUCCUGACUCCAAGGCUAGUGGGCUAACAAACCACACCCCUCACUUCUUCACUCAGUCUUUUAGCUCCGCUCCCUUGUUCGCCUCUCAGCAGCAGGCUCCGUGCCGCCUGGGACGGGGCGUUCCCGGGGGGCUGCACAGGUCCUGGCAGCUCAGCUCAGCGGCGCUAGCCUACAGGAGAAGAAAAUCUGGGCCUGGCAGCUCUGCAAUGUGUGUGGUCUGCUGCGGGAGCUACUGCUGCUUUCCCUGCAGCCCUAGGGACACAUUUUCACAGUGGGGGCAGAGCCAGGGGCGUGCAAAUUUCUGCUCCCUUGUGUUGUUCUCCUCUGUCCCAAGCCUCCUGCCAGACUAGCCUGGGGACCUCGAGAAGCCGGUCACCGAUAGAAACACCAUGUGCAUCGUUAUUAACGCUGUAGGUCUCCCAGCUAGGAAAUGGGUUUGUGUCCCUCACUCGCUGUUCAGUCUGCGUCAAAUCUCCCUUUGCAUCCUGAGCCAGCCAGUCCCCACUGGGGCCGGAUGGGAGCCGGCGCCACCUAGAGAGGACAGGCCACGUGCCCCAUUCCCUGCCCCGAGCCAGCCAGCCCCUGCCCUGGGGCCGGGUGGGAGCCAGUGCCCCCUAAAAGGGACAGGCCCCUGCCCCAUCCUCCGCCCCCCUGAGCCAGUCAGUCCUCUCCUCAAUAGAUCAUUUCAAGCAAUAGCACUGCAAUAACUGAUGGUUUAUACCUUUGAAAGGUAAUUGCUUGGCCUGCUCACCACAGGCCAGCGCGACUCUAAUGUGUAUGUUCAGUAGCCGGUGUGUUCUCCUCUUGUCAGGCUUGUUUUCUACUCCAA
Mauremys reevesii (Reeves's turtle) is the source of this 4247-nucleotide messenger RNA. RefSeq lists its product as uncharacterized. NCBI's taxonomy places the organism in Eukaryota, Metazoa, Chordata, Testudines, Geoemydidae. The record is from RefSeq and is a predicted model, not a curated record. Gene Ontology annotation, cellular component: membrane. Bases 502 to 2781 code for a protein of 759 amino acids. Gene Ontology annotation, molecular function: GTPase activity; GTP binding. The transcript is spliced from 6 exons.